This is a messenger RNA of Gastrolobium bilobum, 2603 nucleotides long. RefSeq names its product beta-galactosidase-like. NCBI's taxonomy places the organism in Eukaryota, Viridiplantae, Streptophyta, Magnoliopsida, Fabales, Fabaceae. Gene Ontology annotation, molecular function: beta-galactosidase activity. The record is from RefSeq and is a predicted model, not a curated record. Gene Ontology annotation, cellular component: cell wall; vacuole. The coding region runs from base 1 to 2196 and encodes 731 amino acids. The transcript is spliced from 19 exons. Gene Ontology annotation, biological process: carbohydrate metabolic process.
AUGGGUGGUUCUAGAGUUUUAAUGAUGGAGAGUUUAAUGAGAUCAAUGUUAUUAUUAUUAUUAUUACUUUUAUGGGUUUGUGCUGUCACAGCCUCUGUGAGUUAUGAUCACAAAGCCAUUUUGAUUAAUGGGCAGAGAAGAAUUUUGAUCUCUGGUUCCAUCCAUUAUCCAAGAAGCACACCUGAGAUGUGGCCAGCCCUAAUUCAAAAGGCCAAAGAUGGAGGCCUUGAUGUUAUUCAGACCUAUGUGUUUUGGAAUGGACAUGAGCCUUCUCCUGGAAAAUAUUAUUUCGAAGAGAGGUUUGACUUGGUUAAGUUCAUCAAGUUGGUUCAGCAAGCUGGCCUUUAUGUUCAUCUCCGUAUUGGUCCCUACGUAUGUGCUGAAUGGAAUUUUGGGGGAUUUCCUGUGUGGCUCAAGUAUGUUCCUGGUAUUGCUUUCAGAACAGACAAUGAGCCCUUCAAGGCGGCAAUGCAAAAAUUCACUGGGAAGAUUGUCAGUUUGAUGAAGUCAGAGAAGUUGUUUCAAAGUCAGGGUGGUCCAAUAAUUAUGUCUCAGGUAGAGAACGAGUAUGGACCGGUGGAAUGGGAAAUUGGUGCUCCUGGAAAAUCUUACACAAAAUGGGCUGCUCAAAUGGCUGUUGGUCUAAAUACUGGUGUUCCUUGGGUUAUGUGCAAGCAAGAAGAUGCACCUGAUCCUGUUAUUGACACCUGCAAUGGGUUCUACUGUGAGAAUUUCUCUCCCAACAAGAACUACAAGCCCAAAAUGUGGACUGAGAAUUGGACUGGCUGGUAUACUGAUUUUGGGGGUGCAAACCCUCAUAGACCUGCAGAAGACUUGGCAUUCUCAGUUGCCAGAUUUGUACAGAAUCGUGGUUCAUUUGUUAACUACUAUAUGUACCAUGGAGGAACUAACUUUGGCCGGACAUCUGGCGGCCGCUUCAUUGCCACUAGCUAUGACUAUGAUGCUCCCAUUGAUGAAUAUGGACUUGUAAAUCAACCAAAAUGGGGGCAUUUGAGAGAUUUGCAUAAAGCAAUAAAACAAUGUGAGCCGGCUUUAGUGUCCGUGGACCCCACAGUGUCAUGGCCUGGAAAAAACCUUGAGGUACAUGUGUACAAGACAAAGUCUGGUGCCUGUGCUGCAUUUCUUGCAAAUUAUGACACCAUAUCUUCCUCAAAAGUUACAUUUGGAAAUGGGCAUUACGACCUACCACCUUGGUCUAUCAGUAUUCUUCCUGACUGCAAAACUGCAGUUUUCAACACUGCAAGGGUUGGUGCCCAGAGGUGGGAGAAAAAGAUGACUCCUGUAAACAGUGCAUUUGCUUGGCAGUCAUACAAUGAAGAACCUGCAUCCUCCAGUGAAGCUGAUUCAAUCACAGCACAUGCACUUUGGGAGCAGGUCAAAGUGACCAGGGAUUCUUCAGAUUAUUUGUGGUAUAUGACAGAUGUCAACAUUAAUGCUAAUGAAGGUUUUAUAAAGAAUGGGCAAUCUCUUCUUCUUACCGCAAUGUCAGCUGGUGAUGUUCUGCAUGUUUUUGUUAAUGGUCAAUUUUCAGGAACUGUGUAUGGGGGAUUGGAUAAUCCUAAAUUAACAUUUAGUGGCAAUGUGAAGCUGAGGGUUGGCAAUAACAAGAUUUCUUUACUUAGUGUUGCCGUUGGUCUCCCGAAUGUUGGUCUGCACUUUGAAACAUGGAAUGCUGGGGUGCUAGGCCCAGUCACACUGAAGGGUCUAAAUGAGGGGACACGAGACUUGUCUCGGCAGAAAUGGUCUUACAAGGUUGGACUGAAAGGUGAAACCUUGAGCCUUCAUACCUUAAGUGGGAGUAACUCUGUUGAGUGGACACAAGGAUCAUUAUUGGCUAGAAAACAACCUUUGACAUGGUACAAGACAACUUUUAACGCACCAGCUGGCAACGAUCCAUUGGCCCUAGAUAUGAGUAGCAUGGGAAAGGGUGAAGUAUGGAUAAAUGGUCAGAGCAUUGGUCGCCAUUGGCCUGGAUAUAUAGCACAUGGUAGUUGUGGUGGUUGUAAUUAUGCUGGAACUUACACUGAUAAAAAAUGCAGGACAAAUUGUGGAGAACCUUCUCAGAGAUGGUAUCAUGUUCCUCGCUCAUGGCUGAACCCAAGUGGGAACUCCUUGGUUGUGUUGGAAGAAUGGGGAGGUGAUCCUAGUGGAAUUUCUUUGGUCAAAAGAACUUGAAGUGUGCUCAUAUGAUGCUUCUAAUAGGAAUUGAAUUGGCAAGCAAUAUUUACCUUAUUACCCAUCUCUAGGAAAUGCAAAGAAGCUCUCGGUUGAGUUCCUAUGCAGCUAGGAUUCUGUGAUACAGCAAUUUACCAAAUAAAUGUGGUUCAUAUCUUACUAGGUUCAAUAUAAAAAGUAUUUGAAGUUCAACAUUGAUGCUCCAUCUCUUCUGGUAGUUCAAGUUUACACCAAAAAAUUGCAAAGGCCUAAUCAUGCACCCCCUGGCCAAAAACAAAAUGUAUAUAAAAGAAAUUGGAUGCAAAGAUACUGUGUACUGUACAUAGUCAAGCUAUUCCGCUCAAAAUUGCUCCAUACAUUACAGGGCUUUUAGCAAUGAAAAUUGAGCCCUUACACUUUGCUAUAAA